Fusarium coffeatum is the source of this 276-nucleotide messenger RNA. RefSeq lists its product as uncharacterized. Lineage: Eukaryota; Fungi; Ascomycota; Sordariomycetes; Hypocreales; Nectriaceae. Bases 1 to 276 code for a protein of 91 amino acids. The transcript has a single exon. The record is from RefSeq and is a predicted model, not a curated record.
AUGGUUUCAACUCAAUUCCUCACUGGUGUGCUGGCGUUGUUCGCCGCCAACGCUGUCAGCGCCGGGCCUUGCAAACCUUCUUCUUCUACCGUCUACACAGCGACUACUGGGGAAACCACCACGACUGAGACCUCGUCUGCCACAGUCAGUGAGUCGUUUACUGAAACCCUCACUAGUCUUGGCUCGACCGAGACUGAGACUACCAACUCUCUCUACCUCGGCCGAGACUUCAACUGCCCUCGGUACUUCCAUGACAUUGCUCAUCACGACAAGUGA